CUUAGCUAGCUGUAACUCGCCGUCUCUAGUCAUGUGAAUGAGGGCAAGGCGGCAGAGGGAAAGCGGUUUUGAUCACGACGAUAGUGGUAUAGCUAGCUAAAGCGGUUGCCGCCCACGUUUACACGCACAUAUUUUGCUAUACUUGUCAUAGCCAGAGUUCACCGUACAGAACUUCUGACGGUAACCGCCGGGCGGCUUGAACCACUUUUUAAAAACGCUUUCUUUGUGGGAAACGUUCUUGCAGUAAGGAUGUCUUUGAAUGAAGAGGGUUAUGUGGUUAGGAUCAGAGGACUACCCUGGUCCUGCUCACAGGAAGAGGUUGCCAGUUUUUUCUCUGACUGUGACAUCGUUGGGAAAGUAAACGGAGUGUGCUUUACCUACUCCAAAGAAGGACGUCCUAGUGGAGAGGCUUUUAUUGAGCUGAAAAUGUCUGAGGAUUUCAAGAAUGCCCUUGCCAAGGACCGUAAAUACAUGGGACACCGAUACAUAGAGGUGUUCAAGUCGAACCGUAGUGAGAUGGACUGGGUACUUAAACGUAGCGGCCCUGCUGAUUAUGACAGCUGCAGCGGCUGCAUGUUGCGACUUAGAGGCCUUCCCUUUGGCUGCAGCAAGGAGGAAAUUGUUCAGUUCUUCUCAGGGUUGAGAAUCGUGCCAAAUGGGAUUACUCUGCCAGUGGACUACCAGGGGAGGAGCACAGGGGAAGCCUUCGUGCAGUUUGCCUCAAAGGAGAUAGCAGAAAAGGCUCUGGGGAAACACAAGGAAAGAAUAGGGCACAGGUAUAUAGAGAUUUUUAAGAGCAGUCGCAAUGAGAUCAAAGCCUACUACGAGCUGCCCCGGCGGGGGAUGGGAGGCCAGAGACCGGGGCCCUACGAUAGACCCAUGAUGGGGGCACCCAGGGGAGGAUUUUUUGGGCCAGGGCCUGGCCGCGGUGGGGCUCUGAUUGACACCAUGAGGAGUGGAGGGGGCUAUGGAGGAGGUUACGGUGACUUUGACAGCUACAAUGGCUUCAACAACUACUGUUUUGGCAACGGCAUGUUUGAUGAGCGAGUGAGAGGAGAAAGGGUAGUAAGAGGGAUAGGAGGCCACGGUUACGGUGGUCAAAACGAAGUUUGUUCAGGCCUCCACAGCGGCCAUUUUGUCCAUAUGAGGGGUUUACCUUUCCGUGCCACGGAGGGAGACAUCGCUAAAUUCUUCUCUCCUUUGAAUCCCCUGAGGGUCCACGUUGAUGUGGCUCCCAACGGGAAGUCGACUGGAGAAGCAGAUGUGGAGUUUCGCUCCCAUGAAGACGCUGUGGCAGCCAUGUCUAAAGACAAGAACCACAUGCAGCAUCGCUAUAUUGAGCUGUUUCUUAACUCAACAGCUAGUGGAGCAGCUGAAAUGGGUCGUGGCGGUUACUAUGGUAACUCAGGAGGGGGCGGAGGCUCACGGAGCAGCGGGCUGCGAGGUUCAUACUGAUGAUGUCAUCCCACGCUUCCAAUCCAUCCUGGCGUUUGUCUCGCGUCUCUUCAGGCCACAUUCACUGUUACUUUUUCCAAGCAGAAGAGCUGAUCUGAAGUCAGUCAUUUGGUUUGUAACAGCCGUUCUUUUUAAGGUGGUUGUACUAAAACCUUAUUUCAGAUACUAGAACAGAUCAGAUAUGACCUCAACAAGCACUAUUAUUAUUAUUAUUAUACUAUUCCUAAAAGGAUAUGAAGAACGUAAAUUGUCAAUAUUAUGUUGCCGCUGUGGUAGAUGCUAAAUUUUGGUUAAUGGGACAUAGUGGAUGUCUUGUUUCUUACAUUUUUAAAACAAUUGGUUAUAGUUAUAGAUUUUUAUAAAAUCAUUUAUUUUUUGCGGGUUUUGAAAAGCAUUGAAUGGGAUGCACUUUGAUUUGUCUUGUUUCACAUUCCACUGUUGGCAGGAGAUGUUAGUCAGAACACAGAUGAACAGCUGAGGGGUUUAAUAAGUAGAAAAGGAUCAUUUUGUGGCAGUGCACUGAAUCUAAUCAGUUGAUGUAAACUUUGCUUUGGAAUGGAUGACGGGCUGGGGUAAUGGUGGUCAUUAGGAGGUGGAGCAACGUGAGAAGCAACGUCAAAACAUUCCAAGAAUCUCUAAGUAAGAAAUUCUGAUUUGAAAAA
Molecule: messenger RNA, 2117 nt
Organism: Etheostoma spectabile (orangethroat darter)
Lineage: Eukaryota; Metazoa; Chordata; Actinopteri; Perciformes; Percidae
Gene: hnrnph3
Product: heterogeneous nuclear ribonucleoprotein H3 (2H9)
Exons: 11
Coding region: 250-1455 (401 amino acids)
Molecular function (GO): RNA binding
Source: RefSeq, a predicted model, not a curated record